Penicillium manginii is the source of this 1311-nucleotide messenger RNA. RefSeq lists its product as uncharacterized. The record is from RefSeq and is a predicted model, not a curated record. Lineage: Eukaryota; Fungi; Ascomycota; Eurotiomycetes; Eurotiales; Aspergillaceae. The transcript is spliced from 3 exons. Bases 1 to 1311 code for a protein of 436 amino acids.
AUGGCGGCCGUAUUGCGCCUAUUCAGACCGUCUCUGGCAAAAACUCCACCUCCCUUUGCUGAGAGCGACGACGUCUAUCCCGUUCAUAUGCUAGACGACACCAAGACGCUGCGAGACAUUGUCGUCACAUGGACGCUGUGCUUCAACGAUGUGCUGGAUGCGGACAACUUGUACGCAUCACUGUCAAAGCUAUUGGAGAUUGGCGACUGGAGGAAGGCCGGGGGGCGGCUGCGGUUAAAGCUGGAAAUUCAUGUCCCGCGGGCCUUUACGGCGGAACGUCCUGCUGUGUACUACACCCACCAAGCCCUAGACAUGAAUAUUGAAGACCACCCGCUGGCGAAGUCCCUCCCGAAAGCCACUGAAGCCCCGUCCAUCCAACCUGGGCCCCAGGUCUUUCGAGCUUUCGCGGCUUGUGAAGAUGCGCCGGAGAAGCUUGAAGACUUCAUCUACCAGGACAUACCCCAACUGUCGCUCCAUAUAACUUCGUUCAACGAUGCGACGCUCGUGGCUCUCUUAUGGCCACACACACUAAUGGAUGUCAUGGGCCAGCAGGCCCUCCUGCAUGGUUGGUCUCUGGUGCUAGCUGGCCGAGAGUCCGAAGUGCCACCCAUGCUCGGAGCACGAGAGGACGCCCUAUAUAUAGCGACAGAUAAAUCUGUGGAGCAGGAGGAGUUUAUAGUGGGACAGAAGCAGUUGAGGGGAUGGAGCAUGCUCAUGUUUGUGCUUCGAUUCGUUUGGGACCUUCUGUGGAAUCAAGUUGUCGAGACGCGCACCAUCUUCUUGCCUAAGAGGGCGGUGAAUGAGUUAUGUCGCCAGGCACGGGGCGACCUGGCGGCUCAGGAUAACGGGGAGCAGAAGCCCUUCAUCAGCGAAGGUGAUGUGCUGACAGCGUGGGCAGCGCGCGCAGUGGCGUCCUCCCUACCGAAGCCACGACCCGUGACGGUGCUUCAUGCGCUCAACGCGAGGUUCCGUCUCACGCCCCUGCUUCAGGCCUCCGGUGUUUACAUCCAGAACAUGGCGGUUGCAGCUUUCACAUUUCUGUCUUCCGAAGUCGCGACUGGACCACUAGGGCCUAUCGCUCGGGAGAACCGCCGCCAUCUGAUAGAGCAGUCGACCGAGGCUCAGGUACUGGCCUUCCUUCGCGAGCUCCAACGGGAAUUUAAGUCCGGCAGUGAUGCAACGCUGGUGUGCGGUGAACCCGACGCCGUACUUAUACCCUUCACCAAUUGGACAAAGGCCAAUCUGUUCAAAGUGGUCGACUUCAGCCCCACGGUUAAACGCGUUCAUGGUUCUGGGCAAAGACAACAGUGA